AUGUCCUCAACCAACAGACCGGCCGUCGUCUUCGCCCAUGGCGCCUGGCACCAAGGCCUGCACUGGUCCAGCGUAGCCUCCAAACUCGAAGCAGCCGGCUACGAAGUGUCCACACCCACCAUGCCCUCCGUCUCAGGAACCGCCCUCGAAGACGCCCUCCACGCCGACAGCGCGGCCCUGAAAACCGCCCUCGAAACCCUCACUCACCAAAACAAAGACGUCGUCCUCGUCAUGCACUCCUACGGCGGCAAAUACGGCAGCGAAGCCGUCGCCGAAUUCCACCUCGAUCCCGCCAACACACAACAACCUGGCCAAGGCCGCAUCCUGCACCUCCUCUACGUCUCCGCCAUCAUCAUCCCCCAGGGAAAAAGCAACGCCGAAGACGCCAACACCUCCCACACCGUCUCCUUCGAAGACGGCCUCCUGCACCACCUCGAACCCCACCACCGGUUCUACGAACUCGUCCCGCCCGCCACCGCACGGCACUGCAUCUCCCACCUCCGUCCCCAGUCGGCCUCGGGCUUCACGACCAAGACGCUCCACCGCGGCUGGGCCGACCACGAUAUCCCCGUCACGUACCUCGCGUGCAAGCAGGACAAGGCGUUGGUGUAUGAUCCGGACCUGUUGAAGUUUGCGGGACGGAUACGGGAUGCGGGGGUUAGGGGCUUCGAGUUGGUGGAGAUGGAGGCGGAUCAUACGCCUUGGUUGAGUCGGGAGGAGGAGUUCAUGGGGGUGGUUUUGGGGGUGUUGAAGAAGGCUGAGGAGGAGGCGAGGCGGGGAACGGCGAAGAUUUGA
Molecule: messenger RNA, 795 nt
Organism: Zasmidium cellare ATCC 36951
Lineage: Eukaryota; Fungi; Ascomycota; Dothideomycetes; Mycosphaerellales; Mycosphaerellaceae
Exons: 1
Coding region: 1-795 (264 amino acids)
Source: RefSeq, a predicted model, not a curated record